AUGUUUUCGCCUCUACGACUAGCUAGGAGUCGUUUGCUGAAGAUCUCAUCGUGUAGAGCACUACUUUGCCAAGUACCACCCAUACGCUAUCCACGAAUACGCCUAUCGGCUUUUCCCAGCACUGACACUGCUGUGUUUCGCACAUUCAGCUUCUCUGCAGCACGUAAAAUGGAGACCUGUCCAGCUCCAUUGAAGGAAAAGUAUGAGCGUCUGCCGACAUUUGCCGUACCAGAACACUACGAUUUAAAUAUCGUCCCUGAUAUGACUGCUUUUUCAUUUUCUGGAAGUUUAAAUCUCAAAAUUCGUAUAUUAUCGGCCACAGAUGUCAUUAAACUUCACAUGAUGACAAUCAAAAUUGACUCGGCUAAGAUGACGUUGGAAAAUGGAUCGGUCAUGAAGGAUUUGCAGCACUCAUAUGAUCCUAAAUUCAAUAUUGUUACUUUCAACCUUGGUGCUCUUGCUAGCCCGCAGACGGCCACUCUCUCACUCGAGUACACCGGUGAAAUCAACGACAAAAUGCGUGGUUUUUACAGAAGUUCCUAUAAGGACGAGCAAAAUCAGGAGAAAUUCCUUGUCUCUACACAGUUUGAGUCUACUUAUGCUCGUUAUGCGUUCCCAUGUUUCGAUGAGCCAAUUUACAAAGCAACAUUCGACAUAUCACUAAUUGUUGAUCCUGGGAUGACGGCGCUUUCCAAUAUGCCAAUUGUGAGUGCUGAUCCUUGUGAAUUUCAUGGUGCCAAAAAAGUUCGUGUUAAAUUUGACCGAACGCCGCAAAUGUCCACUUAUCUUGUUGCGUUCGUGGUCGGGGAAUUAGACUACAUCCAGACUUCUUCAAAAAGUGGCACCGAAAUAAGGGUGUACACUAUUCCUGGAAAACGAUGCCAAGGGACAUUCUCACUAGAUCUUGCGGCUAAAGCUAUAGACUGGUAUAAUAACUGGUUUGGUAUAGAUUAUCCACUGCCAAAAUGUGAUCUCAUUGCUAUUCCUGAUUUUAGUAUGGGUGCUAUGGAGAACUGGGGAUUGGUAACUUACCGCGAAGUUGCUCUACUCGUAGACCCGACAAAAUCUUCUACUCGUCAAAGAUCUCGUGUCGCACUCGUUGUAGCUCACGAACUCGCUCAUUUUUGGUUCGGGAACCUUGUUACUAUGAAAUGGUGGACGGAUCUGUGGCUGAAAGAAGGUUUUGCCUCUUUUAUGGAGUACCUAUUCGUUGGAUAUAAUUGUCCAGAGUUCAAGAUCUGGGAGCACUUUGUAAACGAUGAGUUAGCACAAGGAUUCAAUCUCGAUGGUUUGCGAAACAGUCAUCCAAUAGAGGUUGAAAUUGACAAUCCUUGUGAGCUCGAAGAAAUUUAUGACAACAUUACAUAUGCUAAGUCGAAUGCCAUCAAUCGUAUGCUGUUCUUCUACCUCGGGGAACCAACAUUCCAAGAUGGCUUACGGCUGUAUUUGAAAAAAUUCCAAUAUGACAAUGCUAUAACGCUAGAUCUCUGGGAAGCGUUAGGCAAGGCCUCCGGACAAGAUGUUGCUAAGUUAAUGUCUGGUUGGACCAAACAAAUGGGGUAUCCCGUUGUUACUGUCAGUAGUAAACAACAAGGAACAAGCAGGAUUUUGACGCUUUCUCAACGAAGAUUCCUUGCGGAUGGUGGAGAGGACACGAGCAAUUCUCUGUGGCAGGUGCCCAUAAAUGUCUGCGUUGGUACCAAUCCUGCAGAAGUAAAAGGGAAGUUUCUCCUUGUUGACCCUGAGCAGGAGAUUGAAGUGCCCAAUGUUGGUGAGGACGAAUGGGUGAAGUUGAAUGCUGGUUCGACGGGAUUCUAUCGCGUGGAAUAUAGCCCUGAGAUGUUGCAAGCUAUGAUACCAGAUAUUGCCAAUGGCAAUAUGCUGCUUCUAGAUCGAUUCUCUGUAGUGAACGACCUGUUUGCUCUUGUUCAAGCAGGUCGAACUGGAGCGUCCACAUUCCUUUCCGUCCUAGCAUCUCUUCAAAAUGAAGAUGAAUAUAUUAUCUGGCAGUCUCUAGCAGGAGGAAUUGAGGAUCUUGCAAAUGUUUUAAAUUAUGUUGAUGGCCCUAUUUCAAAACGGUUCAAUUCUUUCAUCAUAGCAGUAAUGGCAAAUCUUGGAGCACGCUUAGGAUGGGACUGUCAUGAUGGCGAAGAUUCUCAGCGUGGUAUUUUGCGAGCUGUUGUACACGGAAGACUAAUGAGAGCUGGCCAUGACGAAACUAUUGAGAAAGCACUCUCCUUGUUUUCGGACCACGUGGAAUCAAAGCGACCUCUACAUCCCGACCUGCGCCUCUGUAUUUUCACAAAUGCAGUAAGAAACGGAGGAGAGUCCGCGUUUAACCAGCUACUGCAAAUUUACGAGACUGUAGGAUUUCCGGAAGUUGAGAGAAACUGCAUCACUGCGCUAUCACAAACCCAAGACCCGAACCUGCUCCAGCGACUUUUCAAGUACGCUAUUCAAGAUGGAAAAGCUCGUGCUCAAGAUCACAUGCUGCUGUUCUAUGGAGCAAGUGUGAGUAAAGUAGGACAACAGUUCCUGUGGAAUUAUUUCAAGGAGAACAUCGCUUCUCUUAUUGAAAAAUUUGGAGGGGUCAAUUCGUCUCUUUUCCAGAGGUGCAUGAAACUAUCUAUUGAACGUCAAUGUUCUGAAAGCUUUGCCCAGGAAGUGGAGAACUUCUUCUGCAACACACUGCCACCUGAAGAUUUACAAACACUCAGUCGCCCUAUCAAACAGGCAACGGAAUCUGUUCGAUUAAACGAGAAUUUGCUGCAGUCAAAUGUCGCUGAUAUUGAUGAAUUCCUCAAUUCUCAAGGAAUGUAG
Messenger RNA from Necator americanus (New World hookworm), 2820 nucleotides. RefSeq lists its product as uncharacterized. The transcript has 24 exons. NCBI's taxonomy places the organism in Eukaryota, Metazoa, Nematoda, Chromadorea, Rhabditida, Ancylostomatidae. Gene Ontology annotation, molecular function: zinc ion binding; peptide binding; metalloaminopeptidase activity. The record is from RefSeq and is a predicted model, not a curated record. Gene Ontology annotation, biological process: proteolysis; peptide catabolic process. Gene Ontology annotation, cellular component: cytoplasm. The coding region runs from base 1 to 2820 and encodes 939 amino acids.